This is a messenger RNA of Cydia pomonella (codling moth), 4372 nucleotides long. RefSeq lists its product as uncharacterized. Bases 403 to 3351 code for a protein of 982 amino acids. The record is from RefSeq and is a predicted model, not a curated record. The transcript is spliced from 3 exons. NCBI's taxonomy places the organism in Eukaryota, Metazoa, Arthropoda, Insecta, Lepidoptera, Tortricidae.
AGUACUGAAGAUCUUAUUCAAGAAAUAAAGUUUAAUCAUUGGUUAAAUUUUGGAAAAAUUGAUAAUGAUUGAUCCAAUGAAACAUUAGUAGAUACUUGUGAAGACCCAAAACAAAAGAAAAAGUAAGCCAAAAAUAUAAUGGCAUAAACGAUUCUGUAAAUUGGCGUGACAAGAUAUAAAAUGGGUUAACGAGGAGAUAAUGCUUGUAGAAAAAUAGCCGAAUCAAAGUAUUACGACAGAUAAUAGCAGUACUAUGACCUGCGGUUCAGAUGCAUUACGUAAUUCAAUGGAUGGUUAUCGGAUUGGAAAUGAGAGAUCAAGAUUUGUGGAAUGGCGGAUGGAGUUGGUGAAAUCUGCAAGAGAUGCUGAGGAUGCUGAAGGGUAAUCUGCUAUUUGACCAAAAUGACGCGACGGAAAAGUGUGUUUUCAAAGUGGACUUUAGUUUUAUUAGUAGUUAUUUUAUGUGAGUUUGUUGAUUCAAGACCCCAGGAGGUGACUUCGCCGUCACCAACAAACAAUGUACAAACCACAGAAUCUACAAGGAGUUCCACUGAAAAAGCUUCAGAAAACGUGACGAAAGAAGAAGUGACUACCAACAGCGUGUCGAGAAAUGUCAAGACUAAAGGCGCUGGUAUCGGUGACUCCAUCAAGAUGGUUACCAGUCAGUUGCUUGAAAAUCCUUCUAAUUCUUCAGGACCAGCACCCAUAGUAGCUGACACCAGAAUACCCCCGAAACUUAAAAAUCAACUUGCACAAAAACAUAAAAUAAAAACAAGACACGAAAAUGGAGAGGAACCCUUAGAAAAUGCACAUGUAGGUGUCGCUGUACCAGUCACCAUGGAAGAGUUGGAAUCUGAAAAUAAAGUAAAUGACGCAUCAAAUGAAUCAUCUACAUCAAAUGAAGGCAUUUCUACCUGGAUUCUACUAAGUAAUCCUACGAAUAAAGAAAAUAUUACAUCUACCACUGAGCCCAUAAAACCAGCAGAUGACAGUAUAAAGAAACAGAAACCUCUGUCUUCUAAAAACAAAACGAAACGUCCUCAGGUUAACAAAGUACCAGUAGUUAAACGUCCGAUUAUUGGUAGUACGAAUAAAUCUGAUUUAGUUGCUGGAGGAUCAGCUAUAAAUGAAAAUGUGUACAACAAAAUUAAAGAUACUGUAUUAUCAAAUGUUCAGAAAAAUAAAAGUACUACAACCCAACGCACCACAACACCCUCAACCACCACUAUCGCUACAACUACGGAACCUCCUACUACAAAAAAGGAAAUUGUUACAAAGCCAACAGUGACCCUACCUGUAGUCAAGGCUACCUCAAAACCGACAAAGAAAAAGAACAAAAAUAAGUAUAAACUUACUACAACAGAAACACCUGUUGUAAAUGAAUCUGCUUUAUUACCAAUGGAGCCAAAAGAACAAGAAAUCGAACUUGAAAUCAGCACCCCAGCAGCCACUACAAAGAAACCCAAACGCACUUCUACCAAGAAAAAGAAGACAAAGAAGCGCAAGACCACCAAACCUAAACCUGAAACUGGCACAGCAGUUAGUGAAGUUAAAACAAGCAAUAAAACAAAAUCUAGUAAGCCUUCGAAGAAACCAACUAUUACAGAUGUUACUGGCCCAAUUACCUCGCAAAUCUACAAUUACUUCUCCAGAGAAGUGAUGCCUUCUGUAGGAGUUGGAGUUAUUGGUUUAGCAAGUUUGGUCGGUAUAGCCAGCUACUUCUUGUAUCCUUUCGCAACGCCGGUUAGAAGGACGUUCGAAGUAGAUAAGAAAGAUGAUAUAUAUAAACACAAUGCUGAAGAAUACGCCAAUGAUGGAAACGGACAAGCUGAAGAAGAAAUGCUUGGAACAGUACUAGCUGGAAUGCCAGCACAUUCAAAACAUAAGCUUAACCCCUAUGCUGGCCAAACUACUCAUAUAAAUAGAAACCCAUACCCGGUGAAGAAAGACCAAGACCUUAGAUACCGUCACGUCUCAACGAGCAGUUAUGAGCCCAAUUACAAUGUGCGCUAUCCGCAACAAAAAACUGGCAUCGCACAUGGCGCUGUAUACUCUGAGCCAGUUAACUACAGCCCACAACAGCCACAAUAUGAGACACGACAUGUUUAUACAACAGAAAGUAAAUACACAUACGAUAAAGGACCAACUGCUUAUACUCCAUCUUACCCAGCAGUAGAGCCCAUCUACGCAGCACCUCAAACAGGACCAUCUGAAAUAUCAUCGUACGGAAGUGAUUCGUCUAACGCUGUCGUAUAUGGAAUCAAACCAUCAUCGGACUCCGAUUUCAAACCAGUGUAUCCCUUCGAAGGUCAAUAUUAUGGUGAACAUCAAUCCACUAGCACACCAAUGGCGUACGCACCAACUUCAAUGUAUCUAGGCUCAAAUAAUGAGGAACAACCCGAAGAUACUAAAUAUGAUGAAAAUACAAGCGAAGAUGAAGGUAGCGAAGACAAUAAGUUUGUGGUCGGUAAUGUUCCUAAAGAGUUGUCAGACUCCGUUACUCCCGCUGUUGUACCAGAGCAUGGGCCAAGAAAUUUAAAUAGGAAAAAGAGGAGUCCAGUUUACCAAAAGCGUAGUAUCACAGGCUCCAUUGAGGAAAUCCUUAAAGCAGCAAAGGAGCAAAACAAGGAUGUGUUUCUUAGCAACGAAAUAGACGAAGCUCUGGGAUUAACAGUUAAAAACGUGCCAGUACCAACUGAACCAAUCAAAAUGGAAUCAGAAAACAAAACAGCUGAAAUUAAAGAAGAAAUUGUUCCCGUUUACGCAGCAUCUGUGGAUCCUACAGAAGAAACAAAAACCACAAUAAAUAUACCCCUUACAACUGAAAAAAGUAUUUUUGUAGUUGAAAGUGUAUCGACUCUUCCAAUUAACAGUAACAAACAAGAAACAACUACUGAAACUGAUAUGUCAAAUGAAUUAGACGUUACGACUAAAGCCUUCAGAGUAUACGAGGUGUUUUCGUCAAACAGUCCGGUGGAUACAAUUGAGUCAACUGACACAAACGAAGCAAAAACUGAGACAACAACAGCUAAGAGCUUAAUGACUGAAACUACGACUGAAUUAAGGUCAGAAACGACUUCAACUAUGCCAUCUACUUUACCAGUUUCAGAAACAAAAGCACCAGCACCAGUUCCUAGUACUUCAAUACCAAAACCAACUAUGUACCCAGAAGUUAUAACGUACCCUCCUCUAAACCAGGAAGGCGGUAUUUUCACAUUUCUUAAACGUCUAAUAGAAUUCAAAUACAGACUUGGACUGAGUAUUAUACAGAAUACGUCAGAAUCUCUAAAUAGGUAUUUAAGAAGUAUGGAAAAUGCGGCGCAGAGCGUAGCAAAUGCUUCCAAGACUUAAAAUUUUAGCAUUUAUUUAUACUUAUCAAAUACGCACAACCGUUAGUCUAAUAUGGUAAAGAGAGGGGAGCGAAAGACUUAAGAAAAAUCAUAAUAUGACGAAAAAUAGUAUUACAUACUCAAUGCGCAUUUUUAAAUAAAAAUACAAAUCUCAAAUAGUGUGCGAUAAUGAAUACAUAUAUUUAUUUAUGUAAGGUAUGUAUUUUUAUCAAAGUAGGUAUCGUACUUAAACAACAAUUGGGUUGGCUACUGUCACUGGUUUAUAUGGAGCCAGCAAAGGUUUUACCUGUUUCUAGAGUCUGUCAAGACAUUUCCGACAGUAGAAAAAAGCGGCAGAUUAAAAAAGUGUAGGCGCGAAGGGUUAUCAUUCCAUAGAAAAUUUAAAUUUCGCGCCUUUUUCUACUGACAAAGUUUGUCCGACCGGUUUGACCGGUUACGGUUUCGUUAUAUGAGAUUUGGCUUAAAGGGCCAGCAUCCAGACCAUAAAAAAAACAUGAAUUUGAGACUAUUUGUAGGAAUGACUGGUAAAAUCUACGCUGACGUCAUCUGUAAAAUACUUACUUCGACCGGCCGACCCCUAGCCUACUAAGUUAUUAAGGUUGUAAGCAAAACAGGGAAAUAUGUAAGCUAUAAAAUUAUACGUAAAACUUUAGUAAGUAUAUUAUAUAAAUUAUAAUUAUUAUUAUAAAUUCGGAGGCUGGGUUGAACUUUAUUUUUAAAGCCCUACUGAAUUUGUGAUUUUAACUAUUUGCUGUUCUCAGGACGAUUAGUAUUUUAAGAAUUCAACUUAAUGUUUUCAAAUAUACACAAGUAAAUGGUAAAUUAUUCAACGUUACUUAGUAAAAAUAUCACAAUUUCCAAAAUUCCUGAUGUAAACUCGCAAGUAAUUAUUAUGAAGACUCGUUUAUUUAAAGUGAUUAUUUAAAGGUUUGUUAAGUAAUGAAGUAAUGUAACGUGCAACUUCAUUCCCUUUACUUUGUAAAUACCGGAUGUAACUACUUAAUAAACUUUUUAUACCAUGA